AUGUUAACUGAUACUGCCAAGUUUAUAUUGGAAAAAGGUAUUGUUGAAGUUCCAGUUGUGUAUCGUAAAUUUUUUCCUGUUUCUGUUUAUAAAACUGACAAAGCUGUUAGGAGACUUAUGCAGAUGCCAUUGGUGAUCUUUAAAAGGGAAACUACUCCUGGCCGUGCCAUACUGUAUACCACAGAAUACAACCCAUCAGUAGAUUACAAAUACUUUCUAAAAUGGACUGAAAACCUUACUGAUCCAGUAAAGCCACUUUCAGGACUUAGCAAACAAGACCUUGCAGCACUUUGUAGUCUAGCAUCUACUGAUAAGGACCGAAAACUUCUGAAGUAUGCAGUUUGUCAAGCCCAGAAUCUCAGUGCAAAAGAAGCAGAAAGGACAUAUGGUAUUGCUUCUUAUAGUCAGCUUGCAACAAAAGUUUCAACAGCCCUUGAAGAUGCAGAAGUAAUAAGAUCUUCUAUUCAAGACUUAGCUAAGAUUGAGAACAGAGCRUUUUGUUUGUCAUUAAGAAUACCAGAGAACUUUGGCGAAGAAGAUUCAGAAGGCAGUGAAGAUGACCCCUCAGAGAUUAUUGAUAUUGAAAGAAUAUCUGAUGAUAACKUUAUAGAUGAAGAUGUUGAUGAAAGCGUACUUGAUGGACCACAACAUUCAAAGCAUUCAUAUGAUCCUGAUGACAUAAAUAAAAGAACAUUGAUUGCAAACCCAGCACKUGCCAAUGAAGUUUUGAUUAGUUGGCUAAGAGAAAAUGAGUUAAACUGGUUUGCAUUUUAUGAAGAGGUAAGCCUGUACCUACGUAACUAUACCUCAGAGGUCRUUAAUCAAGUAUUAUUAGAUUUUUCGGACUUUUUACCAUCGAGUGACCUAACAGAAGCUGAAGAAAAUCAAGUUGAAGUAUCCCGACAAGCUUUUUUAGAAACACAACGAAGARUGACUUUGAAUAACCAAGAUAUUGAAACUGAUUCAGAUAAUGAUGAAGACCAAGAGUGGAGUGGGGUUCAAGUUACCCAUCAKCUUAGUAAAGAAACCAUUGAGAAAAUUCAGGCUGAAAAAAUUCGCAUAAAAAGGCGAGCAAAAAGAAAGGUUGCAAAGGAGAUUGCUCAUAAUUCAGUUUUAAAAAGAAAGGUUCCACCAAAGGUUAGUAGAGUUUUGAAMAAAUAUCCAUCAAUUGGCAAAGACAUGGAAGAAUUUGUAGAAAGCAAAAAAGUUGGAGCUGACGCUUGGCGAAGAACAGGACUUUUAACUUUUGAUGGGGAARGGAAACGAGGAAAGAAAGUGACAUACACAAGAAUAAAGGAACACCUAGAAACCAAGUAUAAUACCAAGUUUGGAUAUGGGACCAUUGUCCAGCUGUGUGCAGUCCGAAAUAAAAGACUUCUCUCAUCAAAACGAUAUCAAGGCAUUGCAAACAURACUUGUCGAAGAGCCCGUAAAGGAUUUUCUGUUAGACUCAAUGCAGAUGCUCACUGGAGCUGUGCCUUGUAUAAGGGACUAGACUUUCUACAGUUAAAAGAUGGAAUCAACCAAAUGAUUCUAAACAGGGAUGACCAAUCUGGUUUUAGACUAGAUACAACCUAUGAUCACAAACACUCUAAGACAAUUACAACAAGCAACAAGCCAUCUCUUACAACACGUACAGAUUUUGUYAAUUCAUAUCCUUCUGUUAUACAGACAACAUCCUAUUUAUUUAUGGAAACCAGUACAACCAAAAAAGCUUGUGUUGGUAUUGUUAAACCGCAUCAUAUUUUCCCCAAGAACCCAGCACAGCAUGCAGCAGAUUUAGAGAUGUUAAUAAACACUCCUGAAAUGGAAGCAUGGGUAACCAAUAGACCAAUUGAUUCGAUAAGAGUGGAUGGAGCCACUGACGAAGGACCAAGCCAUAAGGAAGUGCAAUUCAAUUGGACAGAGCAUCAUAUUCGAAACAGAAAGAUUGUAACUCUUGUUACUUCUCGACACAGCGGGGGUUCUUAUCUAAAUCGCGUUGAGUUAAUGAAUGGACUCUCCCUUCCAUCGGCACAAGCUAUUUUAGUAAAAUGGUUAAAAGUUGCUGGACACAAAGACAUCAAGUUGAAGGAAUUGAAACAAAUUGCAAAGGAAAGAAAACUCAAAAUGCUAAGAAAUGCAGACAAAGAUGCACAUGUGCUGGCUAUAGCAGCAAAUUUGUUGUCAAAAGGGGAUUGCAUUUUAGCUGAAAACUGUCAAUUAGAUAGAGUAAUAACAGCUGAUGUUACAGUUGUAACAGGCUCGAUUCAGACAUAA
This is a messenger RNA of Exaiptasia diaphana, 2259 nucleotides long. RefSeq lists its product as uncharacterized. The record is from RefSeq and is a predicted model, not a curated record. The transcript is spliced from 2 exons. NCBI's taxonomy places the organism in Eukaryota, Metazoa, Cnidaria, Anthozoa, Actiniaria, Aiptasiidae. Bases 1 to 2259 code for a protein of 752 amino acids.